AUGAAGGAUGAUGCAUAUAUAAAUAUUUUUUUGAGCAAACGCAUGCAAGCAGUUGUGGAGGAGCUUCUUUUGUCUGGAGAAGGCAUUACGCAGAAGCACGGCGAGAUAUACGAACUUCUUGGACUGGAUGUGGUAUAUGACAAGGGAAGACUGAAAAUAUACAGCACCAACAAAGCAAAGAUUGUUUCGAUGGGGACGGGGAUACAUGUCAGGGCAUGCUACAAGUCGAUGAGCCGGCUUGCAACAAGGGGAUUUGUGAAUCUUGACGGGCACGGCAUGCCGUUGGAGAUACUCGACAUGAUGGGAAACAAGAUUGUGGUUACGUUUGUUGGGAAGGAGAAUGCGAACCGGAUUGCGAUUGUUACAAGCGGGGGGGAUGCACCUGGCAUGAACUCAGCAAUUAAAAGCAUAAUACGGACUGGAAUUAAGUGGGGGGCAACGGUGUAUGGAGUGUAUAAUGGGUAUGAUGGGCUGAUAAACGACAACAUAAAGAAGCUGAACUGGGACACGGAGACGUACUACAGCAGCCAGGGAGGGACUGUUCUCCUGUCUGCAAGGUCUGACAGGUUUCUGGAGGCGAAAGGAAGAAAGCAAGCGGUACUGAACAUGGCAAAGAAGAGAAUCAACUGCAUGGUUAUACUGGGGGGAGAUGGGUCGCUGAAGGGCGCGUUGGAGUUGAGGGACGAGUUUAGGGAGCAUCUCCGAGAACUCUUGCGAGAGGGGAAGAUAUCGAGUGAGGAGAAAAGAAAGAUACGAAUGAACAAGUCGAGGAUGGAAGGCAAGGCAGAUGUUGAGCAGACGACUGAUGGAAGCGGGGUGAUGUAUUCCGACUUUUAUGGAAAGCCAGAGUGCUACAAGGCGAAUCCGACGGUGUACCACGACCUAAACUCGUCUGAGGAGGUUGAUGAUGGAGAGAUGAAGAGAGACGGGGAUAUCCGAUGCGAUGAGGAGGAGAUUGAAAGAUAUGUGUAUGGGCUGAAGGUGGUGGGUGUUCCAGCAUCUAUUGACAAUGAUAUAUAUGGGACCGAGGUUUCGCUGGGGGAGGAUUCUGCAAUACACAGAGUGGUCGAGGCGAUUGAUCACCUGAUGUCGACGAUGAAGUCGCACUCUCGUGCGUUUGUGAUUGAGGUGAUGGGAAGGAAGUGCGGAUGGAUAGCUCUUAUGUCUGCCCUGGGGUGUGCGGCUGAUUAUGUGCUGCUGCCUGAGGCGCCUGGCGAUUGGAGGAGGGAGAUGAUGGAUGCGAUUGCGGUUGGAAAGAAGCACGGGAAGCCUGAGAUAUUUGUCAUUGUUUCUGAGGGAGCGGUUGAGGCCGAUGGCACGCCAAUACGUGCCUGCUCUGUGGUUGAGGAAAUAGAUAAGGUCGGGAUUGAGGUCAGGUCACUGAAGUUGGGGCAUAUACAGCGAGGAGGCCCGCCGUCGUUUCAAGACAGGGUGUAUGGAACUUUGUUUGGAAUCAAGGCGGUUGAGACAAUAAUGGAGCCGGUUGAUGAGCCAUUGAUGGUAAGAGUGUUCAAUGAUGAAGUAGAUACAAUUUGCCUGAGGGAGGUAGUGCUGAGGAACGAAAUGACAGCGGUAUUUGAAAGGGAGAUGAAGUUUCCGGAUGUGUUUAGGAGUCGGAAUGAGUUUUUUAAGCUUGCAUAUGUGUACUUCAGGAAGGCGCUGAUGACAAGAGUGCUGUAUGAGAGCGGAUGCAACGCAAGGAUUGGGUCUGUGGGGAUCCUGCAGGUUGGUGGCCGAUCCAGUGGGAUGAAUGCAGUGUUGAAUGCAAUAGUGCAGUACUCAUUGCGGAUAGGAGUGGAGCCAUACUACAUUCCGAAUGGAUUCGAAGGGCUUGCCAAGGGCCAGAUUGUGAAAGCAAAGCUUUAUGAGUUUUCCAGCGAUGUGAACAACGGCGGGUCUGCGAUUGGAGUGGGGAACGGCGGAGAGAUUGAUGCUGAUGAGCUGCAGAAGAGGAUAGACGAGAGUGGGCUGAAGUCGUUGAUUGUGAUAGGAGGCUCUAAGGCUCUUUCGAUGAUUAGUAAGAUAACAAGAAUUAAUGUUGUUCUUGUGCCAGCAACUGCACACAACAAUGUGCCAGGAACAGGCGUGAGCAUUGGAUCUGACACUGCAUUGAACACCAUUUUGAAGAUGUCUGAUAUGUCGAAGCUGAAUUCGUUUUCGUGCAAGAACAGUGUGUUUGUGAUUGAGAUUGGGGGAGAAGAGUGCGGAUACCUAUCACUAAUGGGAGGAAUAGCGGCUGGUGCGUUUGAGGUGUUUAUUCCUGAGAGGAGGUAUCUGAUAGGGAAUCUUUCUGAAGCAGCGCAAAGGUUGCGGAUGAGGUUCAAGGAGAGCUCGAGACGAGGAAUAGUGAUAUUCAGGAAUGAAAGGACGUUCUGCUCGAUCCCCACGGACAGCUUCUGCAAGGUUCUGAAGACGGACAGCAAAGGGCUGUUUGAGACGGGAUAUUCUAUUCUUGGGCCUAUACAGCAAGGAUCGAAUCCAUCACCGACAGAUAGAAUAUAUGCAGUGAUUCUAGGGAUUGAGGCGGUUGAUCUAUGUGUUGCAAACAGUGGGAUCGGCGUGGUGGGCAUCUGUGGAAGCAGCAUUAGGUUUACAAAGAUCGGAGAUGUUUUGGAUGCAUUUGAUUCUGAGCAUGACCGGGAGAAGGAUCCGAAGUGGCUCAAGUACUCGAAUAUAUGUAGAUCUGUGGAAUAA
Messenger RNA from Ordospora pajunii, 2694 nucleotides. RefSeq names its product ATP-dependent6-phosphofructo kinase. Gene Ontology annotation, cellular component: 6-phosphofructokinase complex. The coding region runs from base 1 to 2694 and encodes 897 amino acids. The transcript has a single exon. The record is from RefSeq and is a predicted model, not a curated record. Lineage: Eukaryota; Fungi; Microsporidia; Ordosporidae. Gene Ontology annotation, biological process: canonical glycolysis; fructose 1,6-bisphosphate metabolic process; fructose 6-phosphate metabolic process. Gene Ontology annotation, molecular function: 6-phosphofructokinase activity; ATP binding; AMP binding.